Molecule: messenger RNA, 315 nt
Organism: Colletotrichum higginsianum IMI 349063
Lineage: Eukaryota; Fungi; Ascomycota; Sordariomycetes; Glomerellales; Glomerellaceae
Exons: 2
Coding region: 1-315 (104 amino acids)
Source: RefSeq, a predicted model, not a curated record
AUGAAGACCGCUGCAUUCGCUUUGGUGUUUGCCUUUAUGGGCACUGCAUUCUCCCAGGAGAUCUUCCGGUGCGGUUGCGCCGACGCCAACGGCUGGCUCAUCCGUGGCGUCGAGGCCUUGUGUGUCUCAAAAGGCGGGGAAGCGCAGGCGAGUCACCUGUGCAUCAGGGUGCCGACAACGUUCACGGACGAGGAGUGCACCGCGGUUCAGGCGGGAGCCAAGGGCAAAUGUAUAGUCGACACAAUCUCCGACCAGACGGGGUCAACCUUCAGGACCACCGUCACGCGUGCACCCCAGACAUCCGCAGUUGCAUAA